This is a messenger RNA of Acaulospora morrowiae, 5607 nucleotides long. Lineage: Eukaryota; Fungi; Glomeromycota; Glomeromycetes; Diversisporales; Acaulosporaceae. The record is from the annotation of a GenBank genome assembly.
AUGGUGGCAGCUUAUAGGACAGUACCAUCGAAUGCACAUAAAGAGAUAACUUGCACAGAAAAAAUUAAAAUGAACGAAACUAGGAACGAAGUUGAAACAAACAAAUUCACCGUACCAAUUUCACCUCCAAACGUGACUCAAGACUCGAGUAUUGCGAAGGUCGGUGAAAAAGAGGAGAUUCCGCGUGUGAACAAUAACGAAAACGCUUCCGCAGCAACUUCAACACGAAGGUCGCUGCGAAAUGCUUCAAAACUAGUAAAGAAUAUGACACAGACCAGAGAUUCUGCUUAUGUUACUAUAAACAAUGUAGAACCUACUCAGGUAGAAACCACAACCCUUCAAGAACAAUUCUCGCCUUUAUCAACUGGUCGAAGAGGUCCUGGUCGACCGCGAAAAUCACUAGUUUCCGAGGGGUUUGAGACCUCUUCUGUAAACGCAAAUGUUAAUCACGUACGAGCAAACGCCGAAACAUCACAACCUUCUUUACCCAACGGGUCCUCAUUAAGAAUCAAAUUUGCUAAGGUUGGUCCAGGCGCAACUACAACUUCUUACACUACCCCAGUAACGAGGGUACCUUUAGCUCAACCUUCUGUUGUAGUCGCGUCGUCGUCUUCGUUCGAUUUCACGACUACUUCAGAAACGUCCACGAAUAGUGGGCCUGGAAUACCUACAUCAAAUAUCCCUACUAAUAAUGACACGACAGUAAGUAGUUCCACUUCCGGUGCCCCUGUAAAAAGAGGUCCGGGAAGGCCACGUAAAAACCCAUUGCCAUCAAAUCACGAACCUUCUCAUACCACAAAUAACGACACAUCUGCUCGGCAGAGUGAUAAGAAAAGGAAGGUUACUGAGAAUGAUGGAACUGAUUCGUUUCCCGUUGAAACAGAAAGAAAAGGUAAUAGAAAGUCCGCUGAGAAAGAACCAAUCUCGCGCAAGAAACCGAAAACCACUUCAAACAAUGAAGAAUCAUUUCGAAAAAACAAACUCUCCGAACCAAUCGAGAAGAAAAAAACUCCCUUGGAAGAACUACGCGAGAAGAAAAUUAAAGAGAAGGAAGCAGAACUCAUAAAAGUUGUGGAUGAACAUGACUCCUUGAUUCGGGAAUUAUAUUAUAUGGAAUCUUACCAUUUGCUGCUUAAUAACCUCGAUCCGCAGACUAUAAAACAGGACAAUAGCGAGCGUAUGGUUAAGUAUUUGGCAAGUCAUAACUUGUGGGCCACCUUGAACGAUCAAGUUGUCAACAUCCAAUCAAAUUCCAAACGGAUGUCCACCCGUCAUUCACUUACCAAACAUCGCGAAUCAAUUGUCAGCAUGUUACAAAAGUCUGUCGGUUCGCGUGGAUUCAACGUAGAAAGUCAGCCUGAUCUCACAUCCUGGGAACCAGGUGUCAACACCCGCAGUUCCCGUAGGACCUCAAGGAUAGAAUCCUCCAGAAAUCGAGAAGCGACCUUGGCAAGCGGACUUUCAUCCUAUUCACUUCGUCGACGCGGUCACGCUCAAUUCUCUAGUUUGAAUGAUUACUUGUCGUCAUUCGUGACUUUAGAUGAGGAAGACAUAACCCCCGCUGAAGAAGAAUUGAGAGCCCAAAAUGAAGCGGAUAUUCAAUAUCGAAUUUGGGUAUUGAAAAAUGAAGGAAGGUUAAACAAAGUCACCAAACCGGCUGUUGAACCACCUCGUCCCAAGGUUCACCGAGAUUACCUGCUCGAAGCGGUUACGUACCACGUGAAAUACAUGAACAAGUUGACAGAAGCGAAGUUUCGAAUCACCAGACAAAUUAGUAAAGCUAUAUCGCAACAUUUCUUCAAGUUGGCAAAUCAGGGGUCGAGGGAAAGAAAGUUGGAAGAAAAACGGAUCAAAAAAUUGGCCAAGACCACAGCGAAUCUUGUUAAGCAAAAAUGGAAAACUGUCGAGUCGAUUGUAUUGGCGAAACAUAAAGAAUUACUUCGCGAAGAACAAGAACGUGAAGGAAAACGUCACCUUAACCUACUUAUUGAACAUUCUACCCAAAUGUUAGAGGUUCAACAAAAUGAACUAUUGGGGACUCGGUCAAGGAGAAUCCGGAAAAAUCUCAUUGACAAUAAAGUCAAUAUUGAUGACAACAAUGCUUUUGAGGAAUGUAACGAUCUGGAAGAUUAUCGCACGGAGGAUUCCGGAACAGAUGUUGAUAACGAAUUUUCCGAUAAUGACCAAAUGUCCAUUUCUUGCAUGGAUGAAGAGGAGAUUGAAUCAUCGGAUGAAGAAGAAGUUCGCGACUUGCAAGACGAAAAAGAUCUUCCGCUCGAAGAUUUGUUGGAAAAAUAUGAUUAUCCUGUAUCAGAUAAUACCGAAGUUCUGCAAGAAGAUUUGAAUAGCAAGCAACCUUUAAAAAUCCUCACCUCGUCCUCGUCUACUUCUAAUGGAAAAUCUAAAGUUUCCAAUGAUAAGAGGAUGGGAAAACUACGUGCUCGAACAACAUCUCGUGAAUUUAAACUGGAAGCUUUUGUUCAAGAUCCGUACAUCGAUGACAAAGAAUUUUCAAUGUCAUCCGAUCAAACUGACCAAGAUCAUGAAUCGUCACUGGAUGAACAAGAACUUGAAGAAAAUUCCGAGGAUGAUGCUCUGGAGCUAAACGAAUUGACAAAUGAAUCAAACCUUCCGAUUGAAGAACUAUUGAAACGAUAUGCAUAUCAUCCUAACGAUCAUGCAGAAGUGGAAAGUGACAUCGACGAGGAAGAGACGACCAGUAAAACAAAUUGUAAUGUUGAUCGAUCCGAUAAUGAAGGGGAUGGAUCUGAUCGCGUAAUUUACCCCAUUGACACAACAAAAUGUGAUGCUGGUAAUAACAUAUCAUCGAAUAAGGAUGAUGCAAUUAAAAUCCAGGAUCAACAUGAAGGCUCUGUAUGUGAUAUGGACUUAGAUGAAGAUUCUACCACGCGAUUGUUGAUAGCAGAACCAGAUGAUAAUGAUAUUGUUUCCCAGGAUCGAGAAAGUGAAUUUAUUACUAAUUCAGAGACAAAAGGACUAGAACUACCCACCGGAACCACAUUGUCAACCACUAAUGUACGUACACAAAUUCCACCAUUACUCAGAGGACAAUUGCGUGAGUAUCAGCACGUCGGCCUUGAUUGGCUUGCCAGCUUGUAUAACAAUGGGUUAAAUGGUAUUCUUGCGGAUGAGAUGGGACUCGGUAAGACCAUUCAGACAAUUGCACUGUUAGCACAUUUAGCUUACGAAAAGGGAGACUGGGGUCCGCACCUGAUUGUUGUGCCCACCAGCGUUAUUAUUAAUUGGGAAAUGGAAUUUAAAAAGUGGUGUCCAGGAUUUAUAAUCUUGACAUAUUAUGGAAGUCCAAAGGAGCGAAGAGAAAAGCGAAUAGGUUGGAUGAAAGAGCACACCUUUCAUGUUUGCAUUACAUCUUAUCAUCUUGUUGUGUUAGAUCAGGUCGUGUUCAAAAAAAAGAAAUGGCAUUAUUUGAUUCUUGACGAGGCACAUAACAUUAAAAAUUUUCAAUCGCAAAGGUGGAAGACUUUACUGAACUUUAAUUCUGAACGAAGAUUGUUACUCACGGGUACUCCAUUACAAAACAACCUUAUGGAAUUGUGGUCUUUGUUGUACUUCUUAAUGCCCAAUGGGGUCUCGGGAGACAUGCCCCUUGGGUUUGCUAACCAAAAGGAAUUUCAAGAAUGGUUUUCGCGACCAGUCGAUAGGAUGAUUGAAAAUAAUGAACAAUUUGAUGAUGAAACACUAUCUGCGGUUCAAAAGCUCCACACGGUUUUACGGCCAUAUCUCUUACGUCGGUUGAAAAGUGAUGUGGAAAAGCAGCUUCCUGCGAAACACCAUCACAUAAUCAAGUGUCGGCUUUCUAAAAGACAACGGUUUUUGUAUGAUGACUUCAUGUCGAGAGCUAAGACCAAAGAAACACUUCAAUCAGGAAAUUUCUUGAGCAUAAUUAAUUGCCUCAUGCAGUUACGUAAAGUUUGUAAUCACCCAGAUUUAUUUGAAGUACGACCUAUUCGAACAUCGUUUGCCAUGUCAAGAUCAGUUUUGGCAGAUUACCAAAUUUCCGAAUUUAUAAUCCGACGAAACAUCUUAAGAAAAAUUGAUCGAAUUAAUCGAUUAAACAUGGAUUUCCUGAACCUGGAUUCAAUUCGGUAUGAAGGGGAUUUGGGUGUGAAAGAUUUAGAGGAAUGUGAGGAAUUUGGGAGAAUUGACGAACUUUUUUUGGAAAAAAUUAAAGAGUAUGAUACAAUAGAGGAGAUUUCGGACACUAAAAAAGAGACGAUAUACAAUAGUUUUGUGGAAUUUGGUAAAACCAUGGAACUGCGUGCUCGUUUAAGCAAUCAACAGAGAUGGAGUCAUAUGAGAUAUAUUAACUCUUUCCGCCUUAAACGUCGUCCCAUAUACAAGGCGUAUGGAUCAAGUUUGUUCGAAUUGUGUCGUCGGCUGGGCUCAACCGUGUGUGGCACUGCGUUGACCGAUGCCAACAAUCCUAAAAGAUUCUUUGAUCACACAAAAUCGCUCACUGAUAUGCUUGUAUCCUACGAACGUCGAUAUAACAUGAUGGAGGAUAUCAUAAAGCAAUAUGCUUUUGUAACCCCGGCCGUUGUCGCAAGAGAUGUUUCGUCAUAUGCAUUAUCUGGAUUACCUGAUGAGGUGCGGUUGAUGAUUCGUGAUCAAGCGCAAGAUUUGUAUCAUCCCAUUCGCGUCAAGCUUCAGAUAGCCUUUCCCGAUAAAAGGUUAUUACAAUAUGAUUGCGGGAAAUUACAAGAACUGGACUUGUUGCUUCGGAAGCUCAAAGAAAAUGGACAUCGGGCAUUAAUUUUCACUCAAAUGACUCGUGUACUUGAUAUAUUAGAAAUAUUCCUGAACAUUCACGGCCAUCGUUAUCUUCGAUUGGAUGGUGCCACAAAAAUUGAACAACGUCAAUUAUUGACUGAACGCUUUAAUCAUGAUCCAAAGAUCUUGGUAUUCAUACUUUCAACAAGAUCCGGCGGAUUGGGAAUCAACCUGACGGGAGCAGAUACUGUCAUAUUUUAUGAUUCUGAUUGGAAUCCGUGUAUGGAUCGUCAAUGUCAAGACAGGUGUCAUCGAAUUGGUCAAACACGUGAGGUUAACAUUUAUCGAUUCGUCAGCGAAUAUACGAUCGAAGAAAAUAUGCUGCAAAAAGCUAAUCAAAAGCGAUUGUUGGAUAAGAUGGUGAUCACCGAUGGAGAAUUCACGACUGACUAUUUCCAGAAGAUGGAUUGGCGUGAGCUUGUCAGCGAUAUUGCGCCUCACCGUGUACGAGAUGUAAUCGAUGAACCAAGUUCGGGAGUGGAGUUGGAGCAAUGCCUUGCGGAGGUUGAAGAUGAUACCGAUGUGAAUGCGGCCAAGGUGGCGAGAAAUGAGAUGGAUCUUGAUCUGACAGAUUUUGCGGAUAUCGAUACACCAGCAGAAAGUUCCGUCGCAAGACGUGCAAGUUCAGUAUCCACAGCUCCGUCACCACAAGCGGCUAAUGAAAUAGUCGAGACCAGUGAGGAAACCCCUGAUCACGUGGAUUAUUAUAUGCUUCGUUUUAUGGAACGUGAAUUAGAAUUAAAUGUUGGGUUUGGUGGAUUACCUGACCCCGAAGAUGGUUUGGUUUCAGAAUAG